CCCACUGUUGUGGCGCUGCCGCCUCGGCCUCGACGGCCACCGGCCCCCGGCGUCCCGCAACCGCGAGCCAAACCCUAGAGGGCGGCGAGAGACGCGAGGGCUGGCCCGUCGCCGCAUUGGCCGCCGCGAGCGGGCCCAGUAGGUGUCCCUCUCCGGCAAUGCGAUGCGAGCAGAGGUGAGGGCGGGGGGCGGAGCGUGCACGCGACCAACUAGCGAGGCAGCGAGCGGGGAGGACAGAGGAGCGCCCGGUAGCACCUCAUCUUCGGUCGCCCUCACCAACAAGUAGGGAUCUGUAAUCUGUUCCACCGCCACCACCACCACCUCCGGCGGCUAGACAUGGGCAAGCGAUUAGACUAUGAACAAACUAAGCACAUCGACACAGGGGAGGCCAUCCACUCCGACGCCUUCUCUGCUGGUGGGUACAUGUGGAGGCUAGACUGCUACACAUAUGGGGACGGUGAGUGUGAUGACGACGACUAUCUCUCUGUCUUUGUCGAGCUGCUGACCGAAUUCACAAGUGUCAAUGCCAUCUUUGAGGUCUUCUUAAUGGACAAGGAUGGCCAGCCAUGUUUACAGGAUACACAUUGGUCUUGUUUUCAUCUGUUCAACAGGGACAAAAAUGCUGGCACGGGCUGGAGUCAGUUCAUUUCACGAAGUGAUCUGGAGGAAUAUUGCCUGACAGAGGGACACAUCACUCUUAUAUGUGCAAUCAUAGUCAUUCGUGACAUCCCUAGUCCUGUGCUGGGCUCUAUUCCUUUUCCGGAUUCAGACAUCGGAAAGCACUUAGGCGCGCUGCUGGAUAGCACAGAUGGGGUGGAUGUCUCGUUCACCAUUGACAGUGAAACAUUCCACGCACACCGAGUUGUGCUGGCUGCCCGGUCGCCGGUCUUCAAGGCUGAGCUCCUCGGUUCCAUGGCCGAGGCUACAUUGUCAUCUAUCACCCUACAAGACAUCACCCCUGCAACAUUCAGACUCAUGCUUCAGUUUAUGUACACAGAUGCCUUGCCUGAGCUUGGGGACUCUCCAACCGAGACACUUCAGCAUUUGCUUGCUGCGGCGGACCGGUAUGCAUUGGACCGGUUGAAGCAUUUGUGUGCCCAGAAGUUGUGGGACAAUGUGUCAGUGGAUAGAGUUGCCACUAUCUUAGCCUGCGCUGAAAUGUACAGCUGCUUGGAGUUGAAGAACAAGUGCCUUGACUUCUUUGCUGCGGAGAAAAAUUUCAAGAAGGCCGUGUUAACCGAGGGUUUUGUGAAGCUGGUGCAGCAGUUCCCGUCCAUUAUCGUUGAGCUGCGAGAGAAGGCUGGGACAUGACAUGGUGUGACAUCCUGAUGUAAUUGCUCAAGCAUUCAAGCAUAUAGCGUUUUGAUUUUUUGCUGACUGCUCCACUGGAUGUUAGAACUGACCUUCUUGCAGCAUUUACUUCCACACAGCUCAGGUGCAGAGAUAUGGUGAUUAUGAAUACUUAGUAGCUCAACUUUUGUUCUCUGUUCUCUACGGCCUGAAGCUUAUUUAUGCUUGAAGCUUUUGAGAUUUUAAUUGCUGCUAUGGUACUGUGAAUUAUUUAGUGUGUAAUGUUAAUUCCAUGAGUGCUAUCUGAUCUUUUGAAGCAUGUUGGAUGCACCUGUACUGUUGUAUCACAAUUCAGCACCAUCUGCAGACUUACAUCUGAGCUUGUACUGUUUAAUUUGUUUGAUAACUGAAACCAAUGGUGGCUUGGUUCGUGAUGUGCA
Messenger RNA from Setaria italica (foxtail millet), 1730 nucleotides. RefSeq names its product BTB/POZ and MATH domain-containing protein 1. Bases 337 to 1311 code for a protein of 324 amino acids. The transcript has 2 exons. Lineage: Eukaryota; Viridiplantae; Streptophyta; Magnoliopsida; Poales; Poaceae. Gene Ontology annotation, biological process: protein ubiquitination. The record is from RefSeq and is a predicted model, not a curated record. Gene Ontology annotation, molecular function: protein binding.